Messenger RNA from Photinus pyralis (common eastern firefly), 515 nucleotides. RefSeq lists its product as uncharacterized. The record is from RefSeq and is a predicted model, not a curated record. The transcript has 2 exons. Bases 40 to 423 code for a protein of 127 amino acids. Lineage: Eukaryota; Metazoa; Arthropoda; Insecta; Coleoptera; Lampyridae.
AUAAUAUUAAUUGCACAAGUAAUUAAGCUAUCGCUAAUAAUGGUUCGAUUUAAGUUAGCAUUCCUUUUUAUAGCGUUACUUCUGUUGGGCGGACGGCGGUGCUGUGAACUUAAAGUCAGUGCGUUUAGGGCGUAUCAAAAUAACUUUGUGGUUUUCGAGAUUACCUACGAGGGUAGUCCGAGAAGUAUCGCCAUUAGGUUAGGCGUAGAUCAGCCCGUGCUUAACAUCGAAAACGUUAAUCGUAUCGAGUCGUCUAGGAAUAAAGUAUCGAGACACGGCGUCAAUUUACAGCCUCUUCACUUGAGAGUUGGCGAUAAGAUUUACUAUAAAUUAUUCAUGGAAACGCAGGAUGGAAGGGGGAACUGCGAAACCGCAACCGAAAGUUUUCAAAUUCAGGAGAUUAAAAUCUUAAACCGAAACUAAUAGGUACUUAAUUCGGCGAUCAAACGGAAGACUAUUUGAUGUACUUAUUUCUUGAUGCAGAGUAAAUGUAAUAAAUUAACGCAAAAUGCAGA